AUAUCUUACGCUUCUACUUAGUCGUCGAUGUCCAGUCGCUCCGGUUAACAAAAGAGACAUGUCGAAAUUAAGUAGGACAGAUCCUACGGCCGGCGGAGAUGCGCCCUUCGCAAAAAAGACCGAUUAUGCCGAUGACGCAAUUUCGCUAUCAACUAUCGAGUCGAAAUGUUCCGAUGAUGAAACUGCAGAUACGAAAGAAGCUUCAGUGUUGACCUUAAAUGUACAGACUGAAACCGAACAUUCGGUAGAAGCGAUCAUAAGUGACACACUUGGUGAAGAGAUAGCUACAAAAGAUACUGCGAUACUUAUCGACGCGCAAGAAUCUGAAGUUAAAAGUUCACUUCGAAGCGAAGAAAUCACUCUUCAAAAUGAAGAAAUGCCGCAGUCGAAAUCUGAAGAGAAGGCUGAUAACUCAUUGAAGCUUAAUGCGAGAGACGAUAACGCGACGCGUAUAUCCGAACUGGAGGAGGAAGUGCGGGUGAGAAAAUCCGUAGAAAAGGCGGAUGACUGUCCGGAAAGAAACGAAUCAUCUCAGCACGAUAAUGAAAAAAGGACAAAGGAGCGUGAUGAAUAUCGAAAGAAGCUUGAAGAAACGGAGACGAAGCUAGCCGCAUUACAGGCGUCCUGCGAAGCAAUAACGAACCACGAUGGUACCGAAGACACUCUGCAACGAUCGGUGGAACAAUUGCGCGGUCAGUUGGCGCAGACCGCGUUGAUGUACGAGGAGCGGAAUCGCGUGGCGAUGAAUCAGGAAAAUCAGAUUAAUGCCCUGAACAAUCAAGUGACUUCGUUGAAAGAGGUGGUAUCGAUCACGCGGGAUUUACUGCAGAUCCGUAACAUGGAAGUGAAGCAUCUGCAAACUGAAGUCGAUAGUAUGGAAAAGAAAAUCUCCGAGGAACGCGAUCGACAUAACGUGAUGAUUAGCAAAAUGGAUACAGCGAUGCAACUCAACGCGGAUCUUAAGAAGGAAUACGAAACCCAGCUAUCCUUAUUCCAAAGUCUUCGUGAGAAAUACGGCGAGAAAAUUACUUUGCUGACCGCGGAGAAACGAGCCCUCGAAACAGCCGCCUCUGCACCUGAAUAAAAAUUCUUUUAUUUGCACGUUUUCGACAUCAUUAAUAGAUUUGGCACACAAAUUUCUUUGUCAUCAUAAUGUAUGUAUGUUACCUGAUACACAUUAUCAAAUAAUAUGUUAAUAAAAAUUUUAUUUUUUUUCUC
This is a messenger RNA of Cataglyphis hispanica, 1218 nucleotides long. RefSeq names its product myosin-2 heavy chain-like. NCBI's taxonomy places the organism in Eukaryota, Metazoa, Arthropoda, Insecta, Hymenoptera, Formicidae. The transcript has 5 exons. Bases 59 to 1084 code for a protein of 341 amino acids. The record is from RefSeq and is a predicted model, not a curated record.